Nannospalax galili (Upper Galilee mountains blind mole rat) is the source of this 4000-nucleotide messenger RNA. It is a transcript of the gene Itga10, whose product is annotated as integrin subunit alpha 10. Gene Ontology annotation, biological process: cell adhesion mediated by integrin; integrin-mediated signaling pathway; cell-matrix adhesion. The coding region runs from base 350 to 3880 and encodes 1176 amino acids. NCBI's taxonomy places the organism in Eukaryota, Metazoa, Chordata, Mammalia, Rodentia, Spalacidae. The record is from RefSeq and is a predicted model, not a curated record. Gene Ontology annotation, molecular function: integrin binding. Gene Ontology annotation, cellular component: external side of plasma membrane; integrin complex. The transcript has 30 exons.
GUCUUCUACUCCUGCUUUCUGUUCUAGAUCAGAGGAAAUCAUUAUUGAACAAGUAAAGGGUAGGAAAACAAAACAAAAAACCACCAGCUGAAAGGGUACAAAAUUGUGUUUUCAUUGAAUAGUAGAUGAUGCCUCCAGGGGGCAGCAGUGAGGCAGAGAAAUAGACUAAGAUCACUGUCCUCCUUGGUCUUGGGCUCCCCACAGUUCCCCACCAUCACUCCUCCCAUUCCUUCCAGCUUUAUUUUUAGCGGCCAGUGGGAGGGGGGCAGGAUAGGAGGGAAAGUAAAGAAAGCAGAAAAGGAGAGGAACAGGCACAGAAAACGUCUCACACAGGACAGAAGGACCAGGCAUGAAGCGCCCCAUUUUCCCUCACCUGUUCUUGCCUCUGACGUUCCUGACAGGUCUCUGCCUCCCCUUUAAUCUGGACGUGCAUCACCCACGCCUAUUCACAGGUCCACCAGAAGCUGAAUUUGGAUACAGUGUUUUACAGCAUGUUGGGGGUGGACAGCGCUGGAUGCUGGUGGGUGCCCCCUGGGAUGGGCCUUCAGGUGACCGGAAGGGGGAUGUUUAUCGCUGCACUAUAGGGGAGCCUCACAAUGCCCCUUGUGCCAAGGGUCACUUGGGUGACUAUCAACUGGGAAAUUCAUCUCAGCCUGCUGUGAAUAUGCAUCUGGGAAUGUCUCUACUAGAGACAGACCGUGAUGGGGGAUUCAUGGCCUGUGCCCCUCUCUGGUCUCGUGCCUGUGGCAGCUCUGUCUUCAGUUCUGGAAUAUGUGCCCGUGUGGAUGCUUCAUUCCGACCCCAGGGAAGCCUGGCACCUACUUCCCAACGCUGUCCCACAUACAUGGAUGUUGUCAUCGUUUUGGACGGCUCCAAUAGUAUCUAUCCCUGGUCUGAAGUUCAGACUUUUCUUCGGAGGCUGGUAGGGAGAUUGUUUAUUGAUCCGGAGCAGAUACAGGUGGGACUGGUACAGUACGGGGAGAGCUCUGUACACGAGUGGUCCCUGGGAGAUUUCCGAACCAAGGAAGAAGUGGUGAGAGCAGCAAGGAACCUCAGUCGGCGGGAGGGACGAGAAACAAGAACUGCCCAAGCAAUAAUGGUGGCAUGCACAGAAGGGUUUAGUCAAUCCCGAGGGGGUAGACCAGAGGCUGCUAGGCUACUGGUGGUUGUCACUGAUGGAGAAUCCCAUGAUGGAGAGGAACUUCCAGCAGCAUUAAAGGCCUGUGAGGCUGGAAGAGUAACACGUUAUGGGAUUGCGGUCCUUGGUCACUACCUUCGGCGGCAGCGAGACCCCAGCUCUUUUCUUCGAGAAAUCAGAGAUAUUGCUAGUGACCCAGAUGAGCGAUUCUUCUUCAAUGUCACAGAUGAGGCCGCACUGACUGACAUUGUGGAUGCACUGGGAGACCGAAUUUUUGGCCUUGAAGGGUCCCGUGGAGAAAAUGAAAGUUCCUUCGGGCUGGAAAUGUCCCAGAUUGGUUUCUCCACUCAUCGGCUAAAGGAUGGAAUUCUCUUUGGGAUGGUGGGGGCCUAUGACUGGGGGGGCUCAGUGCUAUGGCUUGAAGAAGAAGGUCACCGUCUUUUCCCCCCACGAACGGCCCUAGAAGAUGAGUUUCCCUCUGCUUUGCAGAACCAUGCAGCCUACCUUGGUUACUCCGUUUCCUCCAUGCUUUUGCCGGGUGGACGCCGCCUCUUUCUCUCAGGGGCUCCUAGGUUUAGGCAUCGAGGAAAAGUUAUUGCCUUCCAGCUAAAGAAAGAUGGAGCUGUGAGGGUUGCCCAGAGCCUCCAGGGGGAUCAGAUUGGCUCAUACUUUGGCAGUGAGCUCUGCCCAUUGGAUACAGAUAGAGAUGGAACAACUGACAUCUUACUUGUGGCUGCCCCCAUGUUCCUUGGACCCCAGAACAAGGAGACAGGACGUGUUUAUGUGUAUGUGGUAGGCCAGCAGUCUUUGCUGAUGCUCCAAGGAACACUUCAGCCAGAACUCCCCCAGGAUGCUCGCUUUGGCUUUGCUAUGGCUGCUCUUCCGGAUUUGAACCAAGAUGGUUUUGCUGAUGUGGCUGUGGGGGCGCCCCUGGAGGAUGGGCACCAGGGAGCACUAUACCUGUAUCAUGGAACCGAGAGUGGAAUCAGGCCUCAUCCUGCCCAGCGGGUUGCAGCUGUCUCCAUGCCGCAGGCCCUCAGCUACUUUGGCCGAAGUGUAGAUGGCCGGUUAGAUCUGGAUGGAGAUGAUCUUGUAGAUGUUGCUGUGGGUGCCCAUGGGGCAGCCAUUCUGCUCAGCUCCCAGCCCAUUGUUCACUUGACCCCAUCCCUGGAUGUGAUGCCACCACACAUCAGCGUGGUUCAGAGGGACUGUAGACGGAGAGGACAGGAGGCAGCCUGCCUAACUGCAGCCCUUUGCUUUCGAGUGACUUCCCGAACUCCUGGCCGCUGGGAUCGCACAUUCUAUAUACAGUUCUCGGCAUCACUGGAUGAGUGGACGGCUGGGGCACGUGCAGCAUUUGAUGGCUCUGGCCAGCGGCUGCCCCCUCAGCAGCUCCAGCUGAGUGUGGGGAAUGUCACCUGUGAGCAGCUGCAUUUCCAUGUGCUGGAUACAUUGGAUUACCUCCGGCCUAUGGCAUUGACUGUGACUUUUGUCUUGGACAACGCCACAAAGCCAGGGCCUGUGCUGGAUGAAGGAUCAUCUACCUCCAUACAAAAGCUGAUCCCAUUCUCAAAAGACUGUGGUCCUGACAAUGAAUGUAUCACAGACCUGGCGCUUCAGGCUAAUAUGGACAUCAGAGGCUCCAGGAAAUCCCCAUUCGUGGUUCAAGGAGGUAGACAAAAACUACUGGUAUCAGCAACCCUGGAGAACAAGAAGGAAAAUGCCUACAACACUAGCUUGAGUCUCAGCUUCUCUAGAAAUCUCCACCUGGCCAGUCUUACUCCUCAGAGGUCCAGCCCAGUGAAGGUGGAAUGUGCAGUCCCUUCCCCCCAUGCCCGACUGUGCAGUGUUGGGUAUCCUGUCUUCCAGGCUGGAGCCAAGGUGACCUUUCUGCUGGAGUUUGAGUUUAGCUGCACUUUCCUUCUGAGCCAGGUCUUGGUGAGGCUGACUGCCAGUAGCAGUAGCCUGGAGAGAAAUGGGACCCUUCAAGAUAACACAGUCCAGACCUCUGCCUACAUCCAAUAUGAGCCUCACCUCAUGUUCUCUAGUGAGUCCACUCUGCAUCGCUAUGAGGUUCACCCCUACAGGACUCUCCCAGUGGGUCCUGGCCCUGAAUUCAAAACCACUCUUAGGGUUCAGAACCUUGGCUGUUAUGUGGUCAGUGACCUCAUCAUCUCAGCUGUCCUUCCAUCUGUAGCCCAUGGAGGCAAUUACUUCCUGUCACUAUCUCAAGUCAUCUCUAACAAUGCAAGCUGCACAGUACAGAAUCUGACUGAGCCCCCAGGGUCCCCUGUGCAUCCAGAGGAGCUUCAGCACACAAACAGACUGAAUGAAAGUAAUACUCGGUGUCAGGUUGUGAGGUGCCACCUUGGACAGCUGGCAAAGGGGACUGAGAUCUCUAUUGGACUACUGAGGCUGGUCCACAAUGAAUUUUUCCGGAGGGCCAAGUUCAAGUCUCUGACGGUGGUCAGCACCUUCAAGUUAGGAACUGAGGAUGGCAGUGUCCUACAACUGACUGAAGCCUCCUGUUGGAGUGAGAGCCUCCUAGAGGUGAUUCAGACCCGCCCUGUCCUCAUCUCUCUGUGGAUCCUCAUUGGCAGUGUCCUGGGAGGGCUGCUCCUGCUCGCUCUCCUUGUCUUCUGCCUGUGGAAGCAGGAAGAACAGGAUUUGUGCUGGACAGUUAAGCAUGCUGGGAGUGCCAUGCCCGGAUCUCCUUCACUGUAUUCCACAAGUGGCAGAUGAAUUAAACUUAGCCAAAUAAAAUAAAUUUGAAUCUCAUUUUUGGAAACAGAACAAAAGUGAAGACCUCAGAUAAGUCUGGGGGCUACUGGCAAGGCACUUGGCAAUAACUCUUAUCUUUUC